AUGAUUCCACGUCAAUCAAGAAAAAUAUCCUUUUAUGAGGAAUAUGUUGAAUAUGUUCAAACAAUACCAGUAGAAUUUCAUAAAUGGAUGCUAAUCAUUAACUACAUGCUUGUAUUAGUGAUUUUCGUGAUUUUUACUGGCUUUG
Molecule: messenger RNA, 145 nt
Organism: Dentiscutata erythropus
Lineage: Eukaryota; Fungi; Glomeromycota; Glomeromycetes; Diversisporales; Gigasporaceae
Source: the annotation of a GenBank genome assembly